AGCUUUUUAAAAAUUGUAGAUAGGUAACUAAAUUUGCUUAUUAAGCACUAAUUCAGGUCAGGUGUGGUGGCUUACACCUGUAAUCCCAGUACUUUGGGAAGCAGAGGCAAGAGGAUCGCUUGAGGCCAGGAGUUCAAGACCAGUCUGGGCAACAUAGUAAGACUCUGUCUCUACAAAACUAAAAACUAAAAAAUUAGCUGGGUAUACCAAAGGAUUAUAAAACAUUCUGCUAUAAAUACACAUGUACACGUAUGUUUAUUGCAGCACCAUUCACAAUAGCAAAGACUUGGAACCAACUCAAAUGCCCAUCAAUGAUAGACUGGAUAAAGAAAAUGUGGCACGUAUUCACCAUGGAAUACUAUGCAGCCGUAAAAAAGAAUGAGUUCAUUUCUUUUGUAGGGACAUGGAUGAAACUGGAAACCAUCAUUCUCAGCAAGUGCAGGAAUCACAGCCAUGGCCCCCACCCUCCAGGAUUUGGUCGAUAUGGCAUCUGUGCACACGAAAACAAAGAACUUGCCAAUGCAAGAGAAGCUCUUCCUCUUAUAGAGGACUCUAGUAACUGUGACAUUGUCAAAGCUACUCAAUACGGAAUUUUUGAACGAUGUAAAGAGUUGGUAGAAGCAGGAUAUGAUGUCAGGCAACCAGAUAAAGAAAAUGUGUCGCUUCUUCAUUGGGCUGCUAUUAACAACAGACUGGAUCUUGUAAAGUUUUAUAUUUCAAAAGGUGCUGUUGUAGAUCAGUUGGGUGGAGAUUUAAAUUCAACUCCUCUUCACUGGGCCAUCCGACAAGGACAUUUACCUAUGGUCAUAUUAUUACUCCAGCAUGGUGCAGACCCCACUCUUAUUGAUGGAGAGGGAUUCAGCAGCAUCCACCUGGCAGUAUUGUUUCAACACAUGCCUAUUAUAGCAUAUCUCAUCUCAAAGGGACAGAGUGUGAAUAUGACAGAUGUAAAUGGGCAGACACCUCUCAUGUUAUCAGCUCACAAAGUAAUUGGGCCAGAACCAACUGGAUUUCUUUUAAAGUUUAAUCCUUCUCUCAAUGUGGUUGAUAAAAUACACCAAAACACUCCACUUCACUGGGCAGUUGCAGCAGGAAAUGUUAAUGCAGUUGAUAAGCUUUUGGAAGCUGGUUCUAGCCUGGAUAUCCAGAAUGUUAAGGGAGAAACACCUCUUGAUAUGGCUCUACAAAACAAAAAUCAGCUCAUUAUUCAUAUGCUAAAAACAGAAGCCAAAAUGAGAGCCAACCAAAAGUUCAGACUUUGGAGGUGGCUGCAGAAAUGCGAGCUCUUCCUGCUGCUGAUGCUUUCUGUGAUUACCAUGUGGGCUGUUGGAUACAUAUUGGACUUCAAUUCAGAUUCUUGGCUUUUAAAAGGAUGUCUUCUAGUAACACUGUUUUUUCUGACAUCUUUGUUUCCAAGGUUCUUGGUUGGGUAUAAGAACCUUGUAUACUUACCAACAGCCUUUCUGCUAAGUUCUGUUUUUUGGAUAUUUAUGACUUGGUUCAUCUUAUUUUUUCCUGAUUUAGCAGGAGCCCCUUUCUAUUUCAGUUUCAUUUUCAGCAUAGUAGCCUUUCUAUACUUUUUCUAUAAGACUUGGGCAACUGAUCCAGGCUUCACUAAGGCUUCUGAAGAAGAAAAGAAAGUGAAUAUCAUCACUCUUGCAGAAACUGGCUCUCUGGACUUCAGAACAUUUUGUACAUCAUGUCUUAUAAGGAAGCCAUUAAGGUCACUCCACUGCCAUGUAUGCAACUCCUGUGUGGCUCGAUAUGAUCAACACUGCCUGUGGACUGGACGGUGCAUAGGUUUUGGCAACCAUCACUAUUACAUAUUCUUCUUGUUUUUCCUUUCCAUGGUAUGUGGCUGGAUUAUAUAUGGAUCUUUCGUCUAUUGGUCCAGUCAUUGUGCCACAACAUUCAAAGAAGAUGGAUUAUGGACUUACCUCAAUCAGAUUGUGGCCUGUUCCCCUUGGGUUUUAUAUAUCUUGAUGCUAGCAACUUUCCAUUUCUCAUGGUCAACAUUUUUAUUAUUAAAUCAACUCUUUCAGAUUGCCUUUCUGGGCCUGACCUCCCAUGAGAGAAUCAGCCUGCAGAAGCAGAGCAAGCAUAUGAAACAGACGUUGUCCCUCAGGAAGACACCAUACAAUCUUGGAUUCAUGCAGAACCUGGCAGAUUUCUUUCAGUGUGGCUGCUUUGGCUUGGUGAAGCCCUGUGUGGUAGAUUGGACAUCACAGUACACCAUGGUCUUUCACCCAGCCAGGGAGAAGGUUCUUCGCUCAGUAUGAAGAAAAGCAACCCAAAACUCUCAAUCUGAUUUGUUUUUGUUUAUGUCAAUGCCCUGUAGUUUGAAAGUGAAGAUUUAGAGUUCACCUAAGUCCAAAGGAAAACACGUGGUUUUUAAAGCCAUUAGGUAAAAAAAGUUCUCAAUAAAGGCAUUACAAUUUUUUAGGUUUAGAAAGAUGGACUUUUCUGAUAAAUCUUGGCAGACAUCUAAAAAAAAAAACCAUAUUUUUCACAAGAAAAUGCAAGUUACUUUUUUUGGAAAUAAUACCCACUGAUUAUGGAUAAAAUGGAAUAUUUUCAGAUACUAUAUUGGCUGUUUCAAAAUAGUACUAUUCUUUAAACUUGUCAUUUUUGCUAAGUUAUUUGUCUUUGUUGUAUCUGUAAAUAUGUAAAAAAUGUUUAAAUAGAUGUACCUGUUUUGCUUUCACACUUAAUAAAAAUUUUUUUUUUGUA
Gorilla gorilla gorilla (western lowland gorilla) is the source of this 2730-nucleotide messenger RNA. RefSeq names its product zDHHC palmitoyltransferase 13 (gene ZDHHC13). Gene Ontology annotation, molecular function: protein binding; palmitoyltransferase activity. The transcript has 17 exons. The coding region runs from base 252 to 2279 and encodes 675 amino acids. The record is from RefSeq and is a predicted model, not a curated record. NCBI's taxonomy places the organism in Eukaryota, Metazoa, Chordata, Mammalia, Primates, Hominidae.